This is a messenger RNA of Austrofundulus limnaeus, 5161 nucleotides long. Its product is annotated as alpha-protein kinase 3. Gene Ontology annotation, biological process: cardiac muscle cell development; protein phosphorylation. The transcript has 14 exons. NCBI's taxonomy places the organism in Eukaryota, Metazoa, Chordata, Actinopteri, Cyprinodontiformes, Rivulidae. Gene Ontology annotation, molecular function: protein serine/threonine kinase activity; ATP binding. The coding region runs from base 20 to 4705 and encodes 1561 amino acids. The record is from RefSeq and is a predicted model, not a curated record. Gene Ontology annotation, cellular component: nucleus.
GUGUCUGUCAAAGGAGGGAAUGACUCGUCUGAACGAGAUGGGUUCACGGAGGACAACAGCCCAAUUCGGGAAUGGAAGAUCCGGCAACGGGAACGAUGUUGGCGGGAACGGCCGGUCCAGCAGCUGCAGCUACCUGUCCAACGUCAGGCCAGAAACCAGGAGCACGCUCUGCAGCGUGAUGGCACAGCUAGCAGAGGAAACACAGCCCUUCUUCGAGGAGACGCUGAAGUCCAAAGCCGUCUCAGAAGACAGCACAGUGAAGUUUACCUGUGUGGUCACAGGUCACCCCACUCCUCAGAUUACGUGGUAUAAGGAUGAUAAACAGCUGGACAGAUAUUGUGGGCUUCCUAAAUAUGAAAUAUUUCGCAAUGGACAGAGUCAUUCCCUGCACAUAUACAAUUGCACCGUGGAGGAUGCAGCUAUCUACCAGGCUUCUGCCAUCAACAGUAAAGGUAUCGUCUCCUGUUCAGGAGUGCUGGAAGUGGGUGAAAUGAACGAGUUCAAAAUCCACCAGCGCUACUUUGCCAAGCUGAAACAAAAGGUGGAGAACAGAUGCAGGGAGGCCCGGGAUAAGGAGGACCAGGAGUACCUCCGAACCAUCAGCCCAGACCGAACGCAGAGGAAGCGCCGCUCAACAGCAGAGACCUCCCUCAGCGCGUCCAGCCUCAAGGAGGAUGAAGACAACCAGGAGGGACUUCAGGCUGAGACUCCAGAUGCUGAGUUUAGGUUACAGGAGGCCAACGCUGAGGAACCCGGUAAAAAACCAGCUCCGGUCUCUGAUGGAGCUGUGUGUGCUACGGCAGGUGGACAGGCAAGCGAUGACAGCAAGAGCAGGACACUCACAAGCAAUCCUGUUCAAAAGAUUUUCACCGCUCACGAACCGAAAAGUCCUUUUGUCAAGAAGAAGAUUAAGAUUUCCAACAGCGCUAAAGUUUCAAAAACAGAUAUGUCGGAGAGAACGUCCAAAGAGAGGAUGACAAAAAACGACACAGAGACUGUCCACAACAAUGGCAUCUCAGACAAAGUGAUGGAAGUAGAAAACAACGUUCAUUCACCAGAGUCACAUUUAGACUCAAAGCUCGUAAAAGAAAAACAUCAGAAACCUGCAACAGAGAAAUCUGCACUCAUUAAAAGGUUUUCACAAAAUGAAACCCCACGCAGUCAGCCUCCUGUAUUUUCACAAAGACUCACUAAAACAGCGUCUCCUGUUGCUACGUCCUCAAGUCGUGCUCCGUCUGAGAAAGAAUUCAAGAACAAACCAAAACGUGAGAACAAAGGAGAUCACAGAGAACGUUUGGAAACAAAGAACCAAAGUUCACAGUCAAGUCUGAAAGCAGCAGAUCAAAGUGUGUCAAAGAAGGGCAUUCAUGCAACAGAACGUGUUACAACCAUUAAAACCAACGGGAGUUUAAAAACAUCAUCAGAUAAAUAUCUUCAGCAUUUGAAGUCAGCGGCUAAAUCAAGUGACACCAGGACGGCUUCACCUCAGCGUCCACGUGAAGUGGCUGAAAGUCGGCUAUCUGAGGAGGAAACAAGCUCCUGUCAGAAACCGGAGUCUGUAUCCCGACCAGACGAGCCACGUGUGGUUACACAGGCCCAUGCAGAGACGAACAGAAACGAUGCACCUGUCAGAUCUGAGCCCCCACCUGACCAGCGUACGAUCAGCUCACAACCACCAGAAAACCCAGAUGACAUCCAGACCUCCUCUUUGUCCAGGAAUCUUCAAGCAAAAACUGAUAAAACAGCACAGGACGUGUUGGAUAAAUCAAGGCAGUCAAGUGAAAGCUCAGUCAAAAAGUUUCCUUUUGACACCCGUGGACCUGCUGAGAACAUUCCAGAGUGUAAUGUUUCACCUGCCACCAAGCGAAGCCAAGUUGAUGCAGCUGUAAAAGCCGUUGAAAAGGCAGAAACACAAGAUGUCGAGAAGGUAGAGGGUAACGAGGUGGAGGAGUUGGCCCUGAGUGGGAAGAUAUUUGAGGCUGCAGCUCCUGAACAAAUCAAAACACAGAAGACGAAUGAUACAGGAGACAACGUGGCAACUGGGAAUCCUGCUAAUUUAGAAACAAACGAGCACAAACGCGCAUCAACGCUGGUGGAGAAAACUGUCUCAGAAUUAAAAAAGCUGAAGUCACAUGUGUCACAGACAGCUUUUCAAGACCAAACAAAAACCUCGGCAAACAUCGUCUCUCUUCAACCCAUCGUAGACUCAACAAAACACCCAAAAGCAGAAUCAGAGGUUAUAUCUAUCGCUGAGCUUCUGAGGUCUCAAAUAAAAGCUCUUGAGUCAGACACCAGCCCAGCAGAUCACACUAACUUAGCUCAAGGUCCGACAACAACAGAUAAAGGCGUCUUACAGGAAGCAAAGGGUGAUGACAUAAAAUGCAACGGAGAAGCAAUUAUUGUCAAGCAUGAUGAUAAAGCUGUAAAAAGCACCAACAGUACACCUCCCACAAACCUAAAGGCAACACUUAUGAAGAUUUAUCAAGAACUAAACGAAGAGAAAGAACCAGCUGCAGCUUUAGAUGUUACGUCAACCAAAGAACUUCCUGUUUGUUUCAGAGGCCCCGACGCACCCGCAACAGAACUACAUGCAAGAAGAGAUGAAGCUGUAAAUGACUGCUCUUCGGUCUCUGAUUCUACGAGUAAAAACUUCAAAGACACUCCUCCUUCUCUACCUUCUAAGGAUGAAUUGACUGAAAAGCCUCAACCUGAAACCGUUACUCAGACAUCUGGGUCUUCAGUCAAAGAAACACAGAUCAGGACCAGUAUUCUUGAGACAAACACUAAAAAUAUGAAGCACACCAAAGAUGAAACUGUCCAAGACCCUGACAUAGACUUAAUACAAACACAAAGCCCCCCCAAAAGUCCCAACAGCAAAGUGGAAGGACAACUUACAGAAGUUAGUAUAAGACUUUCUGAUCAGUUCAAAUUGAAACAAUCAGAACUGAAACCCAAAGGUGCUGAACGUAAAUCCAUCCCUGCCAAGAAAGAAACAGAUACUCAGCUCGUCCAGCAGGAGAGCUCAGGGAUUAAAGAAUGUCUACGGUCUGAUUUCAUCAACAACCUGACUCCAGAGGCCAGUCCACUGAUGAGGAGAAAACACUGUACCUCUCCCGUCCUUUCUGCUACUCCACAAGAGCUAGCCUCUGGGGCGCGACGCAAACUCUCAACGUCCUCGGCCAAACCCGAGGAGGUCGAAGAGACCACGUCCUCCACAGAUAAUCAAACUCAGACAAAUGGGUUAGCUGUGAAAAGCACCAAGAUCUCCACUAGCACUGGAUCCCCCGGCCCAUCUCGACAGUCACCUGGUCUGCAGCCGGCUGGAGAACCAAGCUCAGCAACAGAAAGGCCGUCGUUGCUGUUCAGCAGGAGGAAGACGAUGACUGAAGCUCCAACACUGAACCAGAUCCACACUGAGGGGAAACCUGCAGAGAACAAACAUAACCCAUUCAAAGCUCCUCAAGUUAUCCGUAAAAUCAGGGCGGAGACGUUUUCAGACGCUUCAGGACACCUGAAGUUAUGGUGCCAGUUCUUCAACGUCCUCAAUGACUCCAAAAUCAAAUGGUACAAAAAUGAAGAGGAGAUUGUUCAAGUUAAUAGAAAUGCAGGGGAUGAAACUCCAGUCAACCUCACCAUUGUUCAGGCAUCAAGCAAAGACUCCGGUGUUUACAGAUGCUCUAUAACAAAUGAAUAUGGAACUGACUCCACAGACCUUUUACUAAGUGCAGAAAUCUUGGCUGGAAUAUCACUGCGUGAGGAUCUUGGUGUUGGAGAGGAAAUUGAAAUGACACCCCUCAUAUUCAGCAAAGGUCUUGCCGACUCCGGUACCUGGCGCAACAAAUUCUUUGGACGCGUAAUGGUGACGCAGUCUUACAUCGGAGACGGCUGUUCGCACAAAGUCUGGAGAGCAAAGGUCAUCUACGGUCUGGAGCCCGUGUUUGAGUCUGGUGACACGUGCAUCAUUAAAGUACGCAGCCCCAUCACCUACGGAGGCAAGGAGGAAAGCUGUUUACUUGAAAGGAACCUUGACAUCAUGAAAAAGGAGUGUAAAAUUCAGAACUUGGCUCGUGAAUACUGCAAAAUCUUCUCUGCUGAGGCAAGAGUCAUAGAAAACUUUGGGCCCUCUCUUGAGGUGAUCCCCGUCUACUUGAUGUACCGACCAGCGAACACUGUUCCCUAUGCCACAGUGGAGUCUGAUCUGGGAGGAGGGUAUAAGAAAUACUCCGUCCUGGAUCACACGGUGAAAACAGACACCAGGACUGGGUCUGAGGCAGAACAGAAGUGCUGCACCUUCCAGCACUGGAUCUUUCAGUGGACUAAUGGCAAUCUGCUGCUGACUCGCCUCGAAGGUGUUGACACUAAAAUUACCAAUGUUGAAAUUUCAGUCAGAUCAACAGGUCAUCAAGGUUUGUCUGUUGAAGGGAAUCCCAAAGUUUUUGAGGACUUUGUCUCACAGCACAAGUGCAACUACUUCUGCGGCCUGCUUGGUCUGAAGCCUCUAAAGGUCAUGGACUCUUUAACAACGCCAGCAAAGCCAAAAGGCUCCAGGAGCCCCUUACUUCAACGCAAGAAGCCAACCAGCUCCUCCAGCCCUCAGCCUGGCAGGAAAGCCCCUGUAAGCCCCCGGCAGCCCAGAAAGGCUGAUCAAGAGGGCAGCAACACUCACACUGAAGACAAAGCCGCUGAUGCUCCCAAAGGGGUUUAGAAGAAGCACCUCAGAGGUUCCCUGCAUGAAAGAGAAAGUAACUUUAAACAGACACCAUUCCUUACCUUUAUGUUCCUUGUUUGAUUAUAUUUGCUGCGUUAAACCGUGGGGCGACUGCUGCUGUGUGUAACUACACAAAAUGCCCAGUCUGGUUUUUGUUGUCAGUUAAAUCAACUUUCAGCAGACAUUUGGACUUAAAUUACGUUAAAUGUUUUCCUUAGUUUCAACUGACCGUUGUCAAUAAUAAGAUGAACAUGUAGUAAGCUGGAAAUGAUCAACCGUUUGUGUUUCAGGACUGUAUCAAACCAAAGUUAGCUUCACGUCAUUCUGUUGUUCACUAACGGUGGGUGUCUUCCAUGUUGUAACCUGACAUGUUUUAUUUACUUGCAAUUCUUUGCAUUUUCAAGCAACUUUAAAUUAAUCUGGCUCUACAAUAAAAGAAACAACUACAUUGUG